Messenger RNA from Fulvia fulva, 699 nucleotides. RefSeq lists its product as uncharacterized. The record is from RefSeq and is a predicted model, not a curated record. Lineage: Eukaryota; Fungi; Ascomycota; Dothideomycetes; Mycosphaerellales; Mycosphaerellaceae. The transcript has a single exon. Bases 1 to 699 code for a protein of 232 amino acids.
AUGUCCGGCAACACCGUCGUCACCUCCUGCACCGGCAUGCCCCUCGCCUGGCACUGCUUCUGCUGCAGCCGCUUCGGCUUACCAGUCGAAGCCGACGACGGCACCGGUUCUAUCCCAGUCCACUGCGCCUGCUGUAGACACAUGGACGAACCUACACGCGCGAACGCCAUCGACAUGCCUGGACAUCCACAUGUGGUAGCUCUGGCAACGAUAGAUCGAGCAGCGGUCUCUGCAUCGCCGUACCUACUCACAGCAGAUCCUGCACCGGUCCAUGUAGCCCCCUACCUGGAAUACCACCCAGACUGUCCGGCCUGCGAGGCCGAGCAGGAAAGCAAUUCUGACUCCGACUCCGACUCCGACUCCGAAGCCAAUAUCCUCGACAAAAUCGACGAGCUCUUCGAACACAUCCACCUCAAAGGGCCGAAUAGCGAGGCAGGGAGAGAACGUCUCGCAGUCCUGCUCUCGAGCCUCCAGGAGCACCUCAAUAAGCUGAAUGCUUCAGCAAACCCACCACCGCAGCAGGUACCUGAGGCAGAGACUGCCCGUUCAAAGUGCUCCCACGCUGAGGCUGCUCCAUCCGACGCACGGGGUAGUCCAUCUGCUGCGAGCAGCGUUGCUGGAUCUUCUGGAUCGGGGGGGGGGGGAGACGGUUACUAUCGCGUCCUCAUCGAAGAGCAAAUGGAAGGCAAGCGAUCAUGA